Cuscuta epithymum is the source of this 3285-nucleotide messenger RNA. NCBI's taxonomy places the organism in Eukaryota, Viridiplantae, Streptophyta, Magnoliopsida, Solanales, Convolvulaceae. The record is from the annotation of a GenBank genome assembly.
CUUGUACUGGUCAUUUAGCCCGAUCCCGAAUAAAAUUGACCCAUAUUUUUUCCCUUUUUUUGUCGUCCCAUAAUUUUUCUUUAAUUAAUAAGCCGUUUCUAUUGAAAUCUUUAUAUUAUCACUCUACAUAAUCACUCUACAUAAUUGCACAACUUUGUGGAAUUUCAUUUUCCCGCUCAUUAUUAGAACACAUCUCCACCUCACGAUCAAAAUUAGAUCUGCGACUCUUGGUAAAAGAUUCGUCCUUUCUCCUCCUCACCUUCUCCCUCACCGCAAAAUCAGUCCCUUCACUCCAUUUCUCACAACCGCAGCCCAUCAAUUCGUUCCUCCAUUUCUUGAGCGCAUGAGAAGGGCAUUUGAGCAGGUCAUGGGCUCUUCUCCUCUUUGGAAACCUCAUCCAUAUUCUCCAUCCAUUUCAUAAUCUUAAUUGAUAUCAGAUUCAUUCGCACAUGAAAAUGAUAUCAACACCUCUUCUCUUCUUCGGUCAUCCUAAUGCAUCCCAGUUGAAAAGCUCGGAAGAAAUAUUAUUCUAAUUCGCUCAAUGGAAUCCAUUGGAGUGGAAAAACUCGGAAGUAAUAUUUUUCUAAUUUGCUCAAUGGAAUCCAUUGGAGUGGAAAAACUCGGAAUCCCUUUAUAAGUAAUAAUAUGGUUGCUCUCGGUUUCAAGGUUUUUCCUGUAAUCAGCCUCUUCAAGGUCAAUUGCUUCCUGUUUGCUCCUUUAGUCGAGUUUUUUUAUAUUAUUACGCUUUUGAGCUGAUUUUUAUUUCAAACCUUUUAUUCUCUGAUUGUGAAUGGUCUCCUGCAAGGCUAGCAAUCGAAGGACGGCUGGCGGUCUGUGAAGGACAGGGCCACUGUCUUCACAGUGCAGUAGAUAAUCCGGAAAUAGACCAUGGGAUGAAAAGAAAAAGAUGAACACUGGAUUUCAGAUUGCUGUCAAUUUUAACAUACAAAUCUCAAAGUGUUGAGUGUCGGUCAGAUGGCAUUACGGAUCUUCAUUUUUCAGAACAUUAUCCUGUCUCAAGACUCUCAGAUGGAAGCAUUGGCACUUGGAAAUGAGAACAGACCCCCAAUCUUGAGAAGAGGAGAAUAUCAGAUGUGGAAAACAAGGUUCUUAAACUUUCUGAAAGGAAAAGACAACUCGUCUGCAAUGCUGGAAUCGCUUACUGACGGCCCAGCACAAAUCUGGAUGGAUGUGACUUCAGAUGGUGUAAACAAUCCUCCCGCCACUGUUGAGAGAAGAUUGAAAGCAAAAUCCGAGUACACUGAAGCAGACAGACUUAGAGUCAAGGCAGAUCUGAUGGCUAAGACGUACCUGCUCCAAGCUAUUCCUAAUGACAUAUAUAUACUUAUUGACAGCAUGGAAACAGCUAAGGAGAUGUGGGAUGAAAUCAAAAAACUGAUGAUUGGAACUGAGCUCGGAUUGAAGACGAAGAAAGCCAACAUUCUAACUGCAUAUGAUGGAUUCAAGGCCCUACCUGGUGAGGCGCUCCAUGAAACAUACAACAGAUUUGUACAACUGAUCAAUGAGAUGAGAAAGAUCAAGGUUGUCAAAUCCAACAUGGAAAUGAACAUACGCUUCUUGUCGAGCCUGCCACCAGAAUGGAGAAGGACUGUGAAGAACUUACGACAACACCUGGAUUUGGAUGAACUUGAUCUAUGUACUGUGCAUGAGCACCUCCAACAGUUUGUGAAUGACACUGCUGACAUGGAAGGAACCUAUCCUGGCAAUCCAUUAGCAUUAAUGAUGGAAGCUCAACCCAAGAGUUCAUCCAAAGCUCAGAAGAAGAAGAAGACAGUUGUUGUGAUGUCUGAAGAGGAAGAUAGUGAGGAAGAGGUGGAUGUAGAAUCAGAACUGGCCGAACUGCAAAAGAAAAUGGCCCUGCUGACCAACCAAUUCAACAAACGAUUCUCGAAGAAAGGAAGCUCUUCCAAUAAACUCCGAACUUCCUCUGUCAACUACAAAUCGAAGAAUAAUGAUCAGAACUUUUCCAGUAGAGCUGUUGCAGCGGAAGACCCUCCCAAAUGCUUCAAUUGCGGAAAAGUUGGACAUGUUAUCAAAGACUGUCGCUUGCCAAGAAAGAGGGACUUCAACUACUAUAAGCAGAAAAUGUUGUGGAACAAGCAGAAAAUGUUCAUGGCUAAACAAGAUGAUGACAGCGCUGCAAUGCUCACUGAGGGAGAUCCAUGGCAGGAGGAAAGUUCUGACGAUGAAGAAGGAGAAAACUUGGCACUAAUGGCUAUUGUUGAAAAGGAGGAAGAAGAAAAGGGUGAUGCUGCGAUCCCCAGUGGAAGUUCAAGCUCAAACCACACUGACGGUCAUGUGUGGCACUUAGAUUCAGGCUGCUCAACCCACUUGACCGGAAUAAAAGAGCUGUUGAGCAAUUACACCAAAUGCUACAGAGGAAAUGUGAGAUUUGGAAACAACGCGGCUUCUCCAAUCCUAUGAUAUGGGGAUGUCAUCUGUGAAAGCGUCACCAUAAAGGCUGUCUCAUAUGUGAAAGGACUAAAGCAUAAUCUACUGAGUAUUGGACAGUUCUGUGAUAGUGGCAUGGAAGUGAAGUUUAUAGCCAGACAAUGUUGUGUGCUGGACAGGUUUGGGAAGGUAUUAUUGACCUGCACAAGAACUUCCAACCUGUACACCAUUGAUCUGAAGAGUGUGCAAUUACCUUCUUCCAUCUGCCUGCUGUCCAAAGCUUCCUCUGAACAAAACAGUCUAUGGCACAGACGCCUCUCUCAUCUCAACUUCAAAUAUCUCACAACUCUAUCCUCCAAGAAACUUGUGAAAGGGCUGCCUCCUUUGAAGACUUCCGCUAACACUCAUUGUGAUGCCUGCAGACUAGGCAAGAUGAAAAGGAGCUCUCACAAGUUAAAACCUGUUCCAUCCUCCUCCCGACUGCUGCAACUACUUCACAUGGAUCUGUGUGGACCGAUGAGAGUCCAAAGCAUCAAUGGACGCAAAUAUACACUGGUCAUUGUGGAUGACUUCUCUCGGUACACAUGGACCAAAUUUCUGAGGACAAAGGAUGAAACAACUGCAACCAUCAUAACCUUCAUCAGGACAAUCCAAAAUUUUCUACAAAAAAGUGUGGAGAUCAUCAGAAUAGAUAAUGGUACCGAGUUCAAGAAUCAGUCUCUUGCUGAUUUCUAUGAAACUCAGGGUAUCACACAGCAAUUCUCUGCAGCAAAGACACCGCAACAGAACGGGGUCGUUGAAAGAAAGAAUAGAACUCUUGUUGAAGCAGCACGCACUAGUCUAAUAAUUGAUACUUUCUGAAGUUAGUAUAGC